Molecule: messenger RNA, 732 nt
Organism: Thelazia callipaeda (thelaziosis nematode)
Lineage: Eukaryota; Metazoa; Nematoda; Chromadorea; Rhabditida; Thelaziidae
Source: the annotation of a GenBank genome assembly
UCGAUGUGCUUAUUCACUAAGAAGAAAGCAAAAUCAAAAGAUAAGGUUGAUUCUCUACCUCAGUCACAUGAUGGCCCUCAAUUCAAAUCAAAAUGUUCAGUGGCAGACAGCAUGAUUCUGAAAGCAAUAAAGAGGAGCAGAAUUCAAAGGUCGAAGGAAAAUUUGCGGAAUCAAUUGGAAGAAGCUCAGAAGGCAUUUGGCGUGGAGCCUAAUUCUGCACUUAUAGAUCGAAUUUGUUCAAGCAAACGAGCUGCGUCAGAAGCAUCUUUGAGGAAAGGUGACUUGAUAUUCUCAUUAAAAGACCUGAAGAAAAGGAAAAGUGGAAGCAAGAGUUACAAGGAUAACAGUGACGUGAAAUUGCGGAAGAAAGAGGCGGAUGCUGAGGAUGAUACUUUUUAUCCGUCGCAGUCCCAGCCAGGAAAUGUUGCUGACGAAGAUGAAGUAUUGCAAGAAGUGUGUUACAUGAAAUUCAAAAAAAUUUUGGCUGAAUUGAAGCUAAAUGAGCCACCACAAUGGGAUCCAUAUGCGCCUCUGGAGGAACUUGAAUCCCGGGGAGAUUUCAACCGUCAGAUUUUGCGCAAAAACACAUUUCUUGCCAAUUCGCUAUCCAUGCCAAAUACAAAUGAGAGCAAAGAAAAAUUUCAGACAAAAGCCUUGCAUGCUUCACGAAGAAAGGUUCGGUUCAAUAAAAAUAUAAUAGAUAUCACUGAUUGGGAAGAAUUUGCAUGGUAA